GGCCUCCCAUUGGCUCCUGUCUGCCAACACGUCACAAUCAUGAUUAGAAUUGAUGAUCGGACGUUCUGAUUUCAUUGUCUCGCAAAGCGGACCGGCGGAGAAAUCUGCUGAUUUGGGACGGUCCUCUUGAUUUUGACAUCAAAAAUGACACACAAUGUUGACUAACCGUCUACUGUAUUAAAAGUGCCCUGCUCUUUGUUCACGCAUGUGAGCCCGGUGUUUGCUUUGCUGUUUCCUCAGCCACUUUGGCCGGUGACAUGUCUGUUACACUGACGCAAGAUGAGUGCAAUCAAAACAGUGCUCUCCUAGAAAGCUGGAAGUGCUGCUGUGAUCUGCAUGGCCGCCCCGUUCCCCUCGAGUAGCAGAAUGGAUGCGUGGCCACAAAGGCGUGGCCCGCAGACUAUGAACCUGCGGUCAGUGUUUACAGCUGAACAGCAGAGGAUCCUGGAACGUUACUAUGAGAAUGGGAUGACCAAUCAGAGCAAGUCCUGCUUCCAGCUAAUACUGCAGUGUGCUCAGGAGGCCAAGCUGGACUUCAGUGUUGUGCGGACUUGGGUUGGUAACAAAAGACGAAAACUGGCCUCCAAGGUUGACCAGAAUGGAAACGUGUCUCAUUCCCUAUCCAGUCAUGGAUUACCUGGAGGGCUGCUCUCCAACCACACAUUAUCCGGAGGUGCACUAUCCAAUCAUAGUCUAGCGGCAGGGGCGCUACUUCCUGCUGAUUUGGCCGCAGCACGAAACAUCCAGAAUCGCGUGCAUCUUCUCCCUCCAUCCUCGUCUUUUCCUUCUUUCUCGUCAGCCUCCUCCUCCCCUUCAUCUUCCUCUCCCCUCAGCAGCGGAGGUAACAACAGUAACAAUAACGAUGUAAUACUGACUGGGAUCUACUCUCUGAACCCCACGCCUCGCUCCCAGCCAAGACCCACCGCCCCACCAUCUCAGGCAGACUCUGAGCUUUCAGCCCACACAUCUCCAUCUCUCACCCAGGUGCUGCAGAGCAGGAACAAUUCCACUUCCUCACCUAUCCACUCCAAGCUAGCGUCCCUCUCUCAGACUCUCCCGUCUCUCACAGGUGUCUCAGGACCUUUAGUCUACACUGCAGUCAGGAAAGGCACUUUAUCCAUCGGGGAUGGAAGGAUAAGUGCAGGAGCAGGGGUAGUACCUCACAGCUGGACUAGACAGUAUGGUACAGCGCAGACUCGCCCUUGGUCCUCUUCCACACAGUCCCAACCUCAACCUCAGCCUCAGCCUCAGCCUCAACCUCAGCCUCGACCUCACUCCAACCCCCAAACUCAACCACCUGCCCCACAGAAGCCUCGGGUCUCCCUCCCCAUCCAAACCUCUGCCUCUGAACAGACACCUCGUAUACAGCAAGUCUUCACUCUGUCAGAGAAGGUUGAGGAGGACCGAUUUAGACCUGGACAAGCGUCCGGUCAGAAGAGCCAGGAGAGCCAUAGACCAGCAUUCUACCCUCUGGACACCAGUCAUAACUUCUCCAUUGCCAUGGAAACUGCAGAUGAAGAAGAUGAGUGGCAAAGGGAAGAGGAGUUGGCAAAUAUGGCCUCUCAAACACACGGGGAUCCCACCUCACCCAGCCCAACAGGGGCAGAAGUGUCCGUCGUGAGAGGGGGCCGCACUCCUCCUAAACCCACUUUGCUUCACAGCAACACGACUCUUCAAGGCAGCUACUCCCUCGCAGCACAGACCUCACACACAGGGGAAUCCAGUUCACAGACUUCACUUGAUGUGUCUGCGGCCCCCUGGGUUAUCAGCAACUCCAGAAAGAGAACACUGCAGGAUCGUACCCAAUUCAGUGAUGGGGACCUCAUCCAACUGAAACGCUACUGGGACAGAGGCAUGACUAGCCUGGGCUCAGUAUGCAGGGAAAAGAUCACCGCUGCAGCCAACCAACUCAGCGUAGACACUGAAAUAGUCAAGACUUUUCAAAAUCUGGAUAUCCCUAAUGAGACAUGGAUCAGCAACAGACGGAGGAAGUACCGUCUGAUGGGUAUUGAAAUCCCUCCUCCCAAAGGUGGGCCGGCUGUAUUCUCAACCUCAUCUCCAGGAAACGACACUCCACUGGCCCUCAGUCCUGACGGAGAGCAGCUCCGAACGCCUGAACUGGAGGAUGACUUGAACGAGGGGGGAUCCGUGUGCCUGUCUGACGAUGGGACCAUUGAUUCGCAACACAGAGAUGGAGAUGAUGGAAUAGAUGUGUCCACUGCUAUUCCACUGACCAAUAAUGUGAAGAUUGAAAUGAUUGAUGAGGAUGAAGAUGUUGAUGAGGAUGAUGGGGAAUUAGUGGCGUCAGACCUCGAUCAAAUGCAGAACUUGCUGGAAUUCAAGAAUGAGGAAGUGCAGUUCUUAGAGAACGAGCUAGAGUACCAAAAACAAAAAUACCAGGAGCUUGCAAACUUCACAACAAGCCUCCUCAACGCUGUGAGGAAUAAUGACCUGGAGAGACAGCAGGAGCUCUUGGCCAGCCUACCUCAGCCUUCAGACCAGGACUGGGACAUGUCCAUGGAAAAAGGGGACCAGUCGGACGCAAGGCCCAACUACAGUGAACCCCAGAUCGAUGAUGCGAGUGGCCCGGAUCCUGCACAGGCCCAGUCCACCAAGCAAAUCCUGGUGGUCACCAUAAACAAAGACGAUACAAUGAGUGACGUUACUGAGACCUCUGCAUCAGAGGACCAGCUACAGGAAGCAGCAACGGAACAAAAGUGACCAUCUACAUGAGCUCUUAAACACACAUGCAUACAGAUGUUUUAACACUCCACACACACCCCUUUUCCACCAAACCGGUUCCAGGGCUGGUUGUGGGCCAGUGCUGAGUUUGGAACCAGGCUCUCUGUUCCCGCUGAUAAAGAACUGGCUCCGGGCCAGAAAAAGUGGUUCCAAGGUAGCACCACCUAGAGGAAAGAACCCCUUAUGUAAGCGGAGGGGCACGAGUUAAUAAGACCAAUGGCAAUAGCAAGACUGGGAGAGGGCGCCAUUUUCAAAUGAGCAACCAAGUAUGGAUCCAGCAAAGCAGCAGUGGUCUGUGGAGGAAACAACCUGUCUUUUAGAGAUGUGGUCCACGGACGUUGCUACACAGACCAAGUCUGUAUUAGAGCAAAUACGUUGUUGUUGCUUCAACUUUGGGCCCAAUGAAAACGCAGCGACGUAACUGACGUUUACAGUGACGUUAUGACGUAGCUCCCCAUAGCACCCGAGCUAUGGAAAAACAGCCCGGUUCUCAGCUGGUUCGCAAGUUGAACCAGUUGUGCACCAGCACUGGCCCAGAACCAGCCCUGGAGCCGGUUUGGUGGAAAAGGGGUGACAAAGACUGAUUUUAAACAAAACUGUAUGGUGUAACAGUGACAUAAAUCUCUGGUAAAUUUGUUCUCCAUGCACAGUGCCUGUGGAUUGAUGCUUCACUAUGACUGUUGGGCAGAUGGAUGCCUUUUUUUUUACUGCAUAUCAUUCGCCUUGCUCUGGUCCAGUCCAGAGAGAACAAUAAAU
Messenger RNA from Cololabis saira (Pacific saury), 3498 nucleotides. It is a transcript of the gene hdx, whose product is annotated as highly divergent homeobox. Lineage: Eukaryota; Metazoa; Chordata; Actinopteri; Beloniformes; Belonidae. The record is from RefSeq and is a predicted model, not a curated record. Gene Ontology annotation, biological process: regulation of transcription by RNA polymerase II. The transcript is spliced from 12 exons. The coding region runs from base 337 to 2721 and encodes 794 amino acids. Gene Ontology annotation, molecular function: RNA polymerase II cis-regulatory region sequence-specific DNA binding; DNA-binding transcription factor activity, RNA polymerase II-specific.